UGGAGGAAAUUUGCUCCUUUUUGUUUGGCCCUGAUAUGUUGUGGUAGGAAUGCUAAAGCUAAUGCUAAUGCUAAUGCGAGGCUCCAGGUGUUUUUCUAAUCAAAUCCCAGUCAGUCGACGAAUGUAUGGAGAUAUUUUGAAAACGGUUCCGUCUGAAGUCUCUGGUUCUGGGUGAAAUGACCGCCGGUGACCCGGGCUCACACACCGGGUCCAUUGUCAUGGCGAUGACAUCAUCACUCAGUACCAGCGGGGAAGAGCUCCGGUUCCCACUGCUGAUGAGGGCAGCAGACCGAGCUGCUGGAGGACAAACGAACCGCUUCAAAAUGGGCGUCAACGCUGUAACCAUGGUAACGGUUCUGCUCGUUUCUUGGACCCCUUCCUUCGCCACACAAGUGGGCCUCAGCGAGAAGGUCCUGGUCUUCCCGUAUGAGACGGACUUCAGCUUCGUGGCUCUGAUCCCGCAGAAGGAGAUGGCGCUGCGGGCCUUCACGCUCUGCAUGCGGGUGGCCACCGAGCUGCCUGAGGAGCGCCAGAUCAUCCUGUUCGCCUACCGCACCGCCGACUACGACGAGCUCAACGUGUGGCGCGAGAAGGACGGCCGCGUCUCCUUCUACCUGAGCGGCGACGGCGUCUUCUUCCGCCUGCCGCCGCUCAGCACCUUCCGCACCAGCCUCUGCCUCACCUGGGAGUCGCGCUCCGGCCUGGCCGCCUUCUGGGCGGACGGCAGGCGCAGCACCUACCAGGUGUACAAACCGGGCCACAGCGUGAGGCCCAAGGGCACCGUGCUGCUGGGCCAGGACCCGGACAAACACCUGGGCGGCCUGGAGGCCACGCAGAGCUUCGUGGGCGAGAUGACGGACGUCAACAUGUGGGACUUUGUGCUUUCUCGGAGCAUGAUCCAGGCCUGGCACUACGGACACAAAGUCCCCAAGGGGAACAUCUUCGACUGGGCCAGCUUGGAGUACGAGCUGAGCGGCAACGUGCUGGUGGUGGACGACGACUGACGCGAUGCGGGGGACCCGGCGGGCCGAGGCCCGGCUGUGGAGGGCAGCGCCGCACUGCGGCUGCUGGCGCCGGCCCUGUGGUGGUACGCAGGAGGAUCAGGGCCGGUCUGGGUGGAAUGAAGACACACAGGGGGACAUUUACACCAAAACUCAGCUUCAAAAGGCAAAAACUGACUUGGAAAACUCAGAAAUUUUAAGAUUAAUCUAAAAAAAAUGUUGCAGAAAAAACUUUCAAAAGUUUUAAAAUUUGCGAGAAACCCCCCAGAAAUUUGGGAAUUAAUCGCAUCAGUUUUUCAGAAAAAACUUGAAAAUUUCUCAGUUUGAAAAGUUAAAGGUGUGCUAGAAAAAAAUCUGAAUUUUUUUAGAUUAAUCUCAGAAAUUUUAUAGAAAACACACGGACACUUCUGAGUUUGAAAGUCAAAAAUCUUCUAGAAGAAUCUCAGAAAUGUUUACAGUAAUCCCAGAGUUUUUCUAGAAAAAAACAAGGCUGCCCUGAAAUAUUUAACAUUUUCUACAGAAACAGAAAAACAGAAACAUCUACCAAAUUGCCACAAACGUUCUCAAAUUUAAAUUUUCAUCUCUGCCUUUUAGUUUUUGUAUUUCAGAUUUUCUUCACUUGGUAACUUUGAGAUUAACACAACAUAACACUUUUAAUCUUUACUUGAAUAUUCUGCUCCUUUAAUCUCAGAUUACUAAUGAUUGGAAAAGUCCUGAAACGUUUUAAACUCCAUUAAUGCUUCAUUUGUUCAAUGUUUACCAAUUUCCUAAUAACCUCUAAAGAGUCAUUGAUAGUAAAGGUCAUUGUUAGCAAGCUAAAUAUUGAGCUAAUUAUUUAGCACCAAGCUAAAUAAUUAUUAAACUAUUUAAUUUCUACUCCAGAUCAUAUCAAACCAGAAUGGGCCACUCCUUUCUCUAAAACAGCAGUGUUAUCUAACCAAGUUUAAUGGAUGGAUGUUUGGAGUUAGAAUCACUCCAAGGGCCACAAAUGGCCCCCGGGCCGCAUGUUGAACAACCCCGCUUAUAUUCUGACUUUAAUAUUUGGCAGGUUAAUAAACUGUGUCUCUGAGAGCUGCUGUACUAAAUACCAUCUGCUAAACAUUAACUUAACUUUUCAUUAUUUUUUUUGAAUCUGUAAAAGAUAAAAAUAAAAUAAUUUCUAAAACUUUGA
Messenger RNA from Poecilia latipinna (sailfin molly), 2172 nucleotides. RefSeq names its product pentraxin fusion protein-like. Lineage: Eukaryota; Metazoa; Chordata; Actinopteri; Cyprinodontiformes; Poeciliidae. The coding region runs from base 177 to 1004 and encodes 275 amino acids. The record is from RefSeq and is a predicted model, not a curated record. The transcript has 3 exons.